AUGGCCGAAGCCAACUCAUACAACCACUUGUCUACCACCUUUGUCAAAGUGUCGACACCAGCACAGUAUGUAGCUUACGUAGAGCUGUCGCGGAACCCCGUGAAUGCUUUCCACGAAACCCGCUCCAUCGACUUUGUAGUACACAUGCUCAUCGCUGUGUUCAGGUUCUGGACGGAGCUAGGCCAGGUGUUCGACAAGAUCAGUCAGGAGCCUACUGUGCGCGCCGUCGUCCUCGGAUCUGCUUUGCCUAAGUUUUUCUCAGCGGGGAUUGACUUUUCCGCCUUGUCUCUUCCUAACAACGGCAGCGAUCCCGCGCGCAGUGCAUUCCAGCUGCAGAAGCACAUCCUCGGCUUCCAGGACUGCAUAUCGGCCAUAGAGCGUUGCCCGUACCCAGUGGUAGUCGCAGCACACGGAUAUGCCCUCGGACUGUCCGUCGACAUCAUCUCGGCCUGUGACGUGCGCUAUGCGGCAGCGAACACCAUCUUCGCGAUCAAGGAAGUGGACGUCGGCUUGGCGGCAGACAUCGGGUCGCUCGCACGUGUCCCUAAGGUCGCCGGAAACCACAGCCUGGUGCACGAGCUCGCAUACACUGGGCGCAACUUCUCUGCCGCCGAGGCUGAGAAGAUGGGUUUCGUCUCGCGUGUGGUGGAGGGUGGACGGGACGAAGUCACCGCCGCGGCGCUGGAGGUGGCUAAGCUCAUCGCGGAAAAGUCGCCUGUCGCGGUCGCAGGCACGAAGCAUCUGCUGCUGCACUCCCGGGAUCACACCGUCCGGGAGAAUUUGGAGUACACCGCCGUAUGGAACAGCGCGAUGCUGCAGACCCAGGAUCUCAUGGACGCCGUCAAAGCCGCCCAAAAGAAGCAGAAGCCGAAGUUUGGCCCCUUGGGCUCGAAGCUCUGA
Molecule: messenger RNA, 900 nt
Organism: Trametes versicolor FP-101664 SS1
Lineage: Eukaryota; Fungi; Basidiomycota; Agaricomycetes; Polyporales; Polyporaceae
Product: ClpP/crotonase
Exons: 7
Coding region: 1-900 (299 amino acids)
Cellular component (GO): mitochondrion
Molecular function (GO): delta(3,5)-delta(2,4)-dienoyl-CoA isomerase activity
Source: RefSeq, a predicted model, not a curated record